AUGGCGGCUAUGAUUGCCAGGGGAAGGAGCCCAAAGACCCUGAAACUUUAUUUCUAACGGCCCCGCAGAGGAAUCUGUCCCUUGCGAAACGCAGAACCAUAACCCUAUAGCGGAUUCAGGGGAGAAGAAGUUCUGUAGUGUGAGAUUAACGCGGUCGAUGUCCAGAUCCAGAAGGUGGACGGACUUUACGACUUGCUAGUUAGCCUGCCGUGAGUGCCACUGACUUUGAUUCAAGGUAGCUGUUAGCUCACUGCACAACUAGCCAGCUGUUGGCCACUUGGCUUGGCAGCCUAGUAAGUUCACUAAGUGAUUAACAGCGUGAAAUCAUUCCUCAUUUGAACCGUCAACUUGGUAACGAUACUGUUUGUUAGUGAAUAAUAUUAAGGACGUUUUUAAAAAAGAGUGGGACCACACGACAACAAGUCGACACAGCGUGUUGUGAACAUUAUUACAGCUAACCUCACCGUUAGCUAGGAAGUAACGCUAGCUAAGUUGGGAUCUGAAGUCUCGCCCAUUUUUGGAUCUCGGUCCAAUCAUUGGCUAAGGGCUAAUCAACAGCCAACUAGUCUGGUUUCCCGGUUCACUUGGUACUACGAUGGAAAGUCUAACGCUGAGUGAUGUCGAGCAGAAAUAUUAUUCGGAAUUGUUCGUUUACUGCGACACGGACAACACCAAAAAAGUAGCUUCCAAUGGGAGAGUUCUUGACCUUUUCCGGGCGGCCCAGCUACCCAGCGAAGUUGUCCUGCAGAUCACAGAGCUAUGUGGAGCCACUCGGCUGGGUCACUUUGGACGGAGCCAGUUCUACAUUGCUUUGAAGCUCAUUGCCAUCGCCCAGUCUGGGCUGCCCCUGAGGGUGGAAAGUCUCAACUCGGUUAAAGAUCUGCCAUUGCCCAGGUUCGUGGUAGGGAAGAAUGAGGCAGAAGCGAGACACGCUGCACUGUACCAGGAUACAGACAGCCAGGGUUUGUACCCAGCCUCUGGUACUGCUGUUAUACCCAGACCACCAGGCAGGGGUCACCAGAACAAGAAAGGCCCCCCCUCAUCCACUUCUCAUCCUGUCCAUGAGGUCAUCCAGCCCAUAGCACCCAGCAUAGAACAACAGCCCGAACCGACAUCGCCGGUCGUUUCGCCACACCAGUCUCCCCCCACCUCCCCUCCCACCUGGAGGAAACACAAGCGGCAGCAUAGUGGAGGUAACAUAGACAGACAACCGGCGGUGGCUGCAGCCGGAGCAGUGUGGACGCAGUUCAGAGAACAACAAACGGGUCCAGUUACCGGUGAUGGCAUGUGGUCGUCACAUUCACCUCCUCCUCCAAGUCAGGAAAGUUGGGUCAGUUUUACAGCAGACACCCCUCCCUCCACGCUCCCAGCAAUGCACCCCUCAUCAGUCCAGGAAAGCACAACGAUACGAACUGUGGCUUCCGCUGCAAUGACCAAUGAGAUCCAGCGACAGUCCAGCAGCUACGACGAUCCCUGGAAGAUCACAGAUGAGCAGAGACAGUAUUACAUUAACCAGUUCAAAACCAUUCAGCCUGACCUCACUGGCUUCAUACCUGGUUCAGCAGCAAAAGAGUUCUUCACCAAAUCUAAGCUACCGAUUUUAGAGUUGUCACACAUUUGGGAGCUGUCAGACUUUGAUAAAGAUGGAGCGUUGACCCUGGAUGAGUUCUGUGCGGCAUUUCACCUGGUUGUAGCCAGAAAGAAUGGCUACGAUCUCCCAGAGAAGCUACCUGAGAGCCUGAUGCCAAAACUGAUUGACCUGGAUGAUUCAGCAGAAGGCCCGGAGCCAGCUGCUGAUGUUGGAUACUCUGCGUCACCGGUAGAGGUCACCCCCAACAAGUCUCCCUCCAUGCCUUCACUCAACCAGGCGUGGCCAGAGAUGAACCAGACCAAUGAGCAGUGGGAGACGUUUAGCGAGCGCUCCUCCAGCUCACAAACUCUGACCCAAUUUGACUCUAACAUUGCACCAGCUGACCCUGACACGGCUAUUGUCCAUCCAGUUCCCAUCCGGAUGACUCCCAGUAAGAUCCACAUGCAGGAGAUGGAGCUGAAGAGGACCGGCAGUGACCACAAUCAUCCAACCAGUCCUCUGCUAGUGAAACCUCCAGAACUCUCUGAAGAAGCCAAGCUGCCUGCUUCCAUGAAGUUUGUCGCUGCCAACACUGUGGGUGAUGGUUACAGCAGUUCAGACUCCUUCACCUCAGACCAGGAGCCAAUCCCCAGGCAAAGGUCUCAGUCGGGUACGUCUCCAGAGGCUCUGAAGGUUGUAGCGCCACCUCCCCCUCCGCCCCGACCCCACCCUUCUCACUCUCGGUCCUCGUCUCUGGACAUGAAUCGCACCUUCGCUGCCACAUCCUCCACAGGACAACCACAGCCCUCAACAAUAGCUUUUCCCCCUGCAGUGCCUCCGCGACCACUACCCACACAAACAUCAGUACCCCUCACAGGGCAUCGUGUAGAAGCUGAAGGCGUGCCUGGUGGGGGUGCAGUGCUAACCACCACCUCCCCCCAGCAGAUUCCUCAGCAGCCCAACUUCGCUGACUUCAGCCAGUUUCAGGCCUUCGCUGCCUCUGAACAGCCCUCCAGCCUACCUGAGGUCGAUAAACACAGUGAAGCAGGACAGGUGGACAAACCACCAGAAGGUGCCGGCCCUUUAAGAACAGUAAAGAGUGAUGGUCCAGCAGAUGAGAGAACUUCAGCUACAGUAAACUCUGCCAAGGGCUCGUCAGGCCCGCUGGCUCCACCACCAAAACCUGUUCGUCGGAGGUUAAAGUCCGAAGACGAGCUCCGGCCAGAAGACGAGCAGCACGGUCCGCAGAAAUCCAACCUUAUAGCAGCCGUCCUGGCCACUCAGCCCUCAAUCCCCAGAUCAGUAGGAAAGGACAAAAAGGCGAUUCAAGCUUCAAUCCGACGAAACAAGGAAACAAACACAGUGUUGGCACGACUUAACAGUGAACUACAGCAACAGUUGAAGGACCUACUUGAAGAGCGAAUAUCUUUGGAAGUCCAACUGGAGCAGCUUAGACCAUUCUCCCACCUUUAACCAACAUUUGGUGCAAAACCCAGCUGUAGUUAAUUCGAAGUAAGGCUGCGGCCCUUGAUGUGACUCCCUCCCGUCCUCCACUUCUCCGUCAUCCCGGCUUUCACUGGCGGCGCCAUCCUGCCGUUCAGGGGGUUCCAUUAAAACGCUCAUUUUCAAUCACACUGAUCGACCAGAAAGCAGACAAACCUGAGAGCACGCGUGGAGGAGGCAGAAGGGAGUUUUACAAACUGGCACUUUCAGUGUUCUCUGAAGAGAGGCGAAGGCGAGGAUGAUGGCGAACUCGGAGACGGUUCAACCAAGAGUCCAGUGUGAAGAUGAACUGCUGGUGUCUCAAUACUUUACUCUGAGUGACUGAAGAAGAAAUGCAGUGUAUUUGUUUAUGUAUGACUGUGUACUUGUGUUCCUGUUUAGUGACUUGGGGUAGCACCAGUAUGUUUGGCUCUGCCACACCAAACUACUCAAAAUCAGUUUUCUGUCUGAGUUAGAAAAGAUAUGAAAUUUCUUGCUAGCUUAGCACACAUUUCAAGUGGCAUGGUAUUCCCCAAUUUAGAAGGAGCUUUUGUUUUUAAAUGUCUUCCAGCUUUGUGGCGUGUAACCCGUCUUACUUCUGUAGUACUAAUUUAAAACUGGACAUCAGCUAUCAAGGCAUUUCUUCAGUGACCAUCAUCAAUAGUUAUAUUAAACACUUGCCACUUGGAAGUUAUUGGUUGUUCAAUAUUUACAGGUUUUGCUGGACAGAGUUGGGUGUAGUUUUGUUCUUAGUAAAACAUACUGGGCUAUUUCCAGACAGGACAUCGUCUGUGUGUGUGUUUGUGUGAGGCCUUUAAAGGCUCAAUCAGCACGGUGAAGGCUUUUUUGACUCAUCCUGUGACAUGCAUUCAGCCCUUCCUCAUAUUGUUCCUCCUAGUAUACAUAUAAAUAUAUAUAUGAGUGUGUGUUUUGUGUGGUUGAUGGUGGGAUGCAGUAUGGAAGUGCUGUGUCUUCUGUUUUUCUUCAUGUUACAGUGUUCGAGGAUUGACAUGACUGAAUGGUUUAACUUUAUGCCAAAUGACUGAACUAUCAAUGUUUCUACUCUUCUGGGGUUGUGUUUGAAGACAAAAAGCAGCCUCUUUUUUUUUUUCUUUUAGUUUGUUUCUUUAUUCCUUAGCUCAAGAUUUCAGCUUUUUUUAAAGUUUUUUGCGCCACCGUUAUUCUUCCCCUGCUUGGGAAAGCUUAUAGUGGAAACAAACGUUCACUUGAAGGGUAUGAAAAUUUCCAGCUGCUUGGCUGCAAAAGGCGGCGUUUAUGAAGAAUCGUGUUGCUGAUCAGAGAGAAGUUUUCCUGCAAUUUCUUUCUUGCCAACACGUGUGCACAGAUCCAAAUUGAUGGUGCAGGAGUUCAUGUAAAAAUUUAGCUGUUUCCAAUCAGGAUUGCAGCACUAUGCAAGUACAGGCGAUACAUCUACACAGACCAACUACACUUUAGCUGUUUAUACUAUGACAGUAGCAACUGUGUGAACAGUAUACUCUGGUUUUUGUAUCGUAGAUCUUCCAAAACACCAUCUACUGUAUGUUUGUGAUUCGUUUUGCCUAUUUUUUUUUUUGUUUUUUUUGUUGUUUUUGGUACUGAUGCACAGUCUGCUUCCCCCCGCUCCCAGCUCCAGAGGGAAGUAAACUCCAGCUCAGUGUUUUUAUCAGGGCAGUUUUACCUGAAAUCUGCAAGAUGUGACACUUUCUGGGUGGAGAUGAAGCCCAACAGGAGGUCAGUCAACAGAAUGGGAGACCUGAAUGAUACAACUGCACUUUGAACGCCCCCCCAACCCCAACUCCUUUAUUAUCUGUUUGUUGCUUAUUUCUGACCUGCAUGCUUGUUUUUGUCUUUCACGUGUUGGAAAAACAUGCUUUAAGAAAAAAAAGCAAAACUGUAAAUUCUUGUGCUAUUGUCCUAACCCAACCCCCCACACCCCUUUCUUUCUUUUUCUUUUUUCUUUUUCUUUUGUUUCUUUCUUUGGAUCGGUUCAUUUUUUUUAAAUUGCCAUUUUGUCCCUGUGCGUUGGUGAAGCAUCAGUCUUCUUAAAAGCCUUACUCCCCUACUGGCAUUCAGGUUUCCACAGCGGCUGACUGACCUCUCUUCCUUGUUGUAUCAAGGCUCGCCUUCUUUUUUUUUGUCUGCUGUUUAGGAUGAUGGUGUACUUUGCAUGUAUGUAUGUGUGUUUGUGUGUAUGUGUGUGUGUGAGAAAUUGUUUCCAGAACUGGAACUAAUACCAUUUAAAGCCCAAUUAAACACC
Messenger RNA from Melanotaenia boesemani (Boeseman's rainbowfish), 5309 nucleotides. It is a transcript of the gene reps1, whose product is annotated as RALBP1 associated Eps domain containing 1. Gene Ontology annotation, cellular component: cytoplasm; plasma membrane. Gene Ontology annotation, biological process: endosomal transport; endocytosis. The transcript has 19 exons. The record is from RefSeq and is a predicted model, not a curated record. NCBI's taxonomy places the organism in Eukaryota, Metazoa, Chordata, Actinopteri, Atheriniformes, Melanotaeniidae. Gene Ontology annotation, molecular function: calcium ion binding; protein binding. Bases 596 to 3043 code for a protein of 815 amino acids.